AUGGCUGCUUCUUCACCGCGAAUUCAGGAACCAUUGCAAGGCACCGGAUCAACACAAAUUGAUAUGAACAGAAAUAUGCAAAGACAACCACGCAGAGAACAGGUUGGGAGAGGAAAAAGGGGCCGCGCAACGAAAUAUCCCCACGGCAGACGAAAGAUUCCACCCAACAAAUUUGGGGCAAAACCUCGACUUCCUGAUCCCAGCGACCAACUUCCGGAUGCCCAGAUCAGACGAAAAUUCUGA
This is a messenger RNA of Paracoccidioides brasiliensis Pb18, 243 nucleotides long. RefSeq lists its product as uncharacterized. Bases 1 to 243 code for a protein of 80 amino acids. The record is from RefSeq and is a predicted model, not a curated record. The transcript has a single exon.